Drechmeria coniospora is the source of this 717-nucleotide messenger RNA. RefSeq lists its product as uncharacterized. Gene Ontology annotation, molecular function: diacylglycerol O-acyltransferase activity. Lineage: Eukaryota; Fungi; Ascomycota; Sordariomycetes; Hypocreales; Ophiocordycipitaceae. Gene Ontology annotation, cellular component: endoplasmic reticulum membrane. Bases 1 to 717 code for a protein of 238 amino acids. Gene Ontology annotation, biological process: triglyceride biosynthetic process. The transcript has a single exon. The record is from RefSeq and is a predicted model, not a curated record.
AUGGGCUACCAUCCCCAUGGUAUCAUCUCCCACGGCGCAUGGUGCGCAUUUGCAACCAACGCCCUAGGGUUCUCGGAAAAGUUCCCUGGGAUCACUAAUAGCUUGCUGACACUCGACUCCAACUUCCGCCUUCCCUUAUACCGCGACUGGAUUCUGGCCAUGGGUAUCCGGUCGGUUUCGAAGGAGUCCAUCCGCAACAUUUUGUCCAAGGGUGGGCCGGACAAUGAUGGCCGGGGUCGCGCUGUUACGAUUGUGAUUGGCGGUGCCCGUGAGUCCUUGGAAGCGCAACCUGGCUCUCUACGACUCAUACUCAAGGGCCGCAAGGGAUUCGUCAAGAUGGCCCUUCGGACCGGUGCUGAUCUAGUCCCUGUCAUCGGCUUUGGCGAAAACGACCUGUAUGACCAGCUCAGCCCUACAACACACCCGAUGGUUCACAAAUUGCAGAUGUUCGUACUCAGGGUAUUCAAGUUUACGAUUCCCGCGCUCCACGGUCGUGGCCUUUUAAACUACGAUGUCGGUCUUAUGCCGUACCGCCGACGGGUCAACAUUGUCAUUGGAAAGCCGAUAGAAGUACCAACCACUUUCGGAUACCAGCCGUCACAGGAUGAUAUUGAUGAAUAUCAUGACCUGUAUGUUAAGGAAGUCGUAAAGCUUUACUCGGCGUAUAAGGGGCAAUUCUCCAACGGCGAAGUCCCUGGGCUACAGAUCAUAUCAUGA